Lycium barbarum (goji berry) is the source of this 2042-nucleotide messenger RNA. RefSeq lists its product as uncharacterized. Gene Ontology annotation, biological process: nuclear-transcribed mRNA catabolic process, nonsense-mediated decay. The record is from RefSeq and is a predicted model, not a curated record. Lineage: Eukaryota; Viridiplantae; Streptophyta; Magnoliopsida; Solanales; Solanaceae. The coding region runs from base 216 to 1430 and encodes 404 amino acids. The transcript is spliced from 2 exons.
AGAAAAUAGAGGGGUAUUUUUGGCCGGCCAUCUAGUGUGGGUGCAAUUUUACUUGGUUCGUUCUUCCUUACACUAAUUGCUCUCUGCUUUUCUCCCCUUCUUCCGCUGGUUCUUUUUCAUUUUUCUCUUCUAUUAUUCUAAGUAUUGCAUGAGUUCAGAUGAUCUUCAGGGCAUGAGAGUGUGAGCCCAUCGGAGAAUAGGCUAGAAAAGAACCGAUGGCGGGCAGUGGUGGAAACCCUAGUUCCAAUCAGUCAUCUGUGUCUCAUCAAGCUCCCAAAAUCCUAUUAGCCAAACCUGGACUUGUUAGCGCCGGUAAGUUCAACCGUGGUGGCCCUGGCGAUGAUUCUGCAGUUCACCGCCCACGUCUUCCUGCCGUUGGAUCUCUUAAUCUUCUCUCUGAGACCUGGGAUUUCCACACUGAUCGUUUUCUGCCGUUUCUAACGGAUAAUACGGACUUUACAGUAGUGGGUGUGAUUGGUCCUCCAGGGGUUGGGAAGUCGACGAUAAUGAACGAAAUUUAUGGUUUUGAUGCUAGCUCACCUGGAAUUCUUCCUCCUUUUGCUAUAGAAACAGAAGAAACAAGGGAUAUGGCGAAACAUUGUACGAUUGGCAUUGAACCACGAGUUUCCUCUGAACGGAUUAUACUGCUUGAUACUCAGCCUGUUUUUAGCCCUUCAGUUUUGGCUGAAAUGAUUAGACCAGAUGGCUCAUCCACAAUACCCAUAAUAACCGGUGAAUCAUUAUCAGCUGAGUUAGGUCAUGAACUGAUGAGCAUCCAACUUGGUGUUCUUCUUGCAUCCAUUUGUCACUUUAUAUUGGUGGUGUCAGAGGGAGUCAAUGAUGCAAGCAUGUGGCAACUCAUGACAACGGUUGAUUUGCUAAAGCAUGGUAUACCUGAUCCGUCCUCGUUAACCCUUUCUCAUCCUCAAAGCUCUGAGAAAGAAAACAGAGACAAAAUUCUAGACAGUGGAGAAGAGUACAUGGCUGAUCCAGUUUUUGUGCAUACAAAGCUACGCACUGAAGAUCUAGCACCAAGUAACCUUGUUCAACUGAAGAAGGCACUCACACAAUUCUUUUGCUCGUCAUCUUUUGUGACAUCAGAAAACCACAACACUGGCAAAGAGAGUCAAGUUUCUGCUGUUCCUCUUAACAUUCAUAGUGCUGAUCGAGAAUCUGAAUUUUUGAAAUUAUUUCUAAUACCAUCUAGAAAUAAAGACGAUUCCUUGAAGCCACAGUAUGAAAGCCACAUUUCAGCAUUAUGGAAUUUGCGGGAUCAGGUUUUGUCAAUGAGAGGUCCAUCAUUCUCAAGGACUGUGUCCGAGCGUGAUUGGCUGAAAAAUUCUGCCAAGAUAUGGGAAAUUAUUAGGAAUUCUCCCAUUAUUGUGGACUACUGCAGAACUCUUCAAAGUUCAGGCAUGUUUAGGAGGUAGAUUUGCUAAAGCAUGGUAUACCUGAUCCAUCGUCUUGAACCCUUUCUCAUCAUCAGAGCUCUGAGAGAGAAAACUGAGACAAAAUUCUAGACAUUGGAGAAGAGUAAUGGUUGAUCAAGUUUUUGUGCAUACAAAGUGCGUUAACCUAAACCUUUGAUCUUGCUGUUAGCAUUGAGUAGUUACUUAGUCAUGAUGAUGAAAGAGAUGGGCCGAGCAAUUCAAACAUGCAUGUUUAUGCUAAAGUUAUCUUCAAAGUGCUUAGUUGAUUUACAUAGUAGAAAUUGGUUACCUCUCGAGCUUUGAUUCAAAAAUCAGAAACACCUACAGGUUUCAACUAAAACAAAAGACUCUGAUUUAUCUCACUGCAGAAAUUGUGACUACUCAUUUCCUAUUCCAGAUAGUUUGGCACUUUAUUACUUGGGAUUUUGAAAAUAGUGGGUUUUGGUUUAGCUGCGUUUUAUAAUUAUGACUAAUCGUGUUGUAGUAUUCUCUUAGUUUCUUGUUCUUCAAUUUCUGUUACUAUCUGUUGUUUCUUGUAUUUUGGUUAUCGUAUUGUAUUUUCAGAAUGCUUUGUCAUGCUUUCUUUAUUAUUUGACCUGGCUUCUUCACUUA